Molecule: messenger RNA, 3905 nt
Organism: Osmerus eperlanus (European smelt)
Lineage: Eukaryota; Metazoa; Chordata; Actinopteri; Osmeriformes; Osmeridae
Product: glypican-5-like
Exons: 9
Coding region: 248-2101 (617 amino acids)
Biological process (GO): regulation of protein localization to membrane; positive regulation of canonical Wnt signaling pathway; cell migration
Cellular component (GO): cell surface; extracellular region; plasma membrane
Source: RefSeq, a predicted model, not a curated record
GAGAGCAGUGAAUCGUGCAGUCGAGCAUUGCUGUGUUGAGUGUCGGACACAGACUUCUACAAUUGGCCACACUCUCCUCUUCAAGAAAAAAAAACACUUAUGCGUGGAAGCUCGUACACACACUGAAACAAAUAAUGUGAAAAUUGAAAGCAUGUGUACUUUGUCCGUUUAAACCCAAUACUUUCUAGUUUUUAAAUCGACUUGAAAAUUAUUCAAAUCUCUUGGAUACGCGACGUGAGAUGCUGCAAUGUUUCGAGGAGUAUGGCCACGCGUAAGCAUUUUGUGGAUUUUGUCAACAGUUUUGUUUUUUGCAAAAGUAGAGGAUGUUGACUCUUACAGCUGUCAUGAGGUGAAAACCGCGUUUCAAAUGCGGCAGAUAGGUCCGCUGAAGUGGGUACCGGAGGUACCUGGCACAGAUGUGGACCUGCUGGUGUGUAAACACCAGGGCCCAUCCUGCUGUACUCGCAAGAUGGAGGACAGCUACCAGGCAGCGGUGAGACGGGAGACUCUUCAGAACAUCCACUCCUACAGCUCCGAGCUCAAGUACCUCAUCUCAGGACAUGCCAUCGCCUUCCAGGAUACCUUCCAGUACCUGCUCUCCUUUUCGCAGGGUCACCUCAGCUCCCUGCUGGAGAGUUCCUUCCCCUCCCUCUCCCGCCGCGCGCUCCCCCACGUCAACCGGCUCUUCUCCACCCUCUCCCUCUUCCUGCGAGGCGGCGACGUCGACGUGGAGGCCUCCGUCCACCGUUUCUACGACGACCUCUUCCCCCUGGUGUACACGCGGCUGGUCAACCCCGGCAGCGCGUCGGAGGGCACGGUCGACCGGCUCGACUGUCUCAGGAUGACCCGCCAGGACAUCGACCCCUUUGGGCCCCACCCAGCCGCGCUGGCUCUGGAGCUGGGGAGGGCGCUGGGGGCCGGCCGCGCCUUGGCCCUGGCGCUGGAGGAAGGCGUGGAGGUGGUGAACGCCACGGAGCACGUGGGGCUGUCGCGGGAGUGCGCUCGGGGGUUGGUGAAGAUGCAGUACUGCUCUCACUGCCGGGGGCUCACCCUCAUCAAGCCGUGCGUAGGCUACUGCCUGAACGUGCUGCGUGGGUGCCUGGCCAGCGUGGCCGAGCUGGACCAGCCAUGGAGGCGCUACAUGGCCGUCCUGGAGGAUCUGACCCACGCCAUAGCAGGCCAGCACAGCUUGGAGCUGGCACUGCUGGGGGUCAGGGAUCAGGUGAACGAAGCCAUCCUCCAUGCUCAACUCAACGGGUCCCUGAUCACCACCACUGUGGGCAAGGUGUGUGGGCCAUCGGUGGAGAAGACCACUAGCAGCACACACCAAACUGGCCCCGGGGACACCAUCACCUCCUCCACUGUGACCUCCUCCUCCUCCUCCUCCUCCUCCUCCUCUUCCCCCUCUUCCUCCUUUCCCCCUACAUCCACGCCUCCCUCCCUGCCCCCUCCAGAGCAACUGAUGGGACAGCUUACCAACUUCAGGAGCUCCUUGCCCCUGAAACCAUCCAAGAACCAUAAUCCUAGAAGUCUGAAAAAGAUCUCUAGGGAGUUCCUGGUCUACAUUAAGCGCUACAAGUCUGUGUUUGGCACCUUACCAGAGAUGCUGUGCGAGGGAGAGAUGGUGGUGGAUGACUUCAACUGCUGGAGUGGAGAUGGCGUGGUGGAGAGUUAUACAGGCAGGGUGGUAGGAAAAGGACUUCAAGCUCAAAAGCAGAACCCAGAGGUCAAAGUUCGUAGCCCGAAUCCCGUCCUGGCUGAAGUCAAGAAAAAACUGGAGGGCUUCACACAGGAGAUCCAGGAGAGAAUGCCAGGGCUGGGGGAGAGGGAGACAUGGGGGGACCUGGGGAGCGGGGAGAUUGAGGAAGGCAGCGGAGACUGUGAUGAUGAGGAUGGGUGCCAGGGAUCAGGAGACCAUGCUGACAGAACCGCCCACACAGAGGUGUCGAGUGAUGGCCGUCCCCGAGCCAGUGAUCCAGCCAGGGCCAGCCCCGGGGUGAAGGCACCCCCGGUGGUGAGGGUGAGAGGGGAUGCUGCAUUGCCCGCCUGGCUGCACCUCGGCCUGCUCCUGGCCUGCCUGGCUCUCCCCUGGAGCCUGUGAGGCUAUCUGCGCGCCACACAGGGCCCCUCCACACAGACCACCCGCCACCUCUGAUCCCCCCCCCAGUCCGCUGGCCAUACACAGGGGGCCAAUGUUGGGGAGAGAGUAGAGGGAAGUGGGGUGGAGGUUUUGGGCUAGGGUGGUGGUGGGGGGUUGACAGGGCAGCAGGUACAAAGACAGAGGGGACAGUGUGAGGAAGGGAUGGGAAUUUGCUGUCCCCCUCAUGUGUGUUUGUAUGUGUGCACUUGCUUGUCGCACACACACACACUGAUUCACAUACACACACACACACACACAUGCAGACACAGGUAGAUUGUUCUGUAGACUGCUGCUUCCUCUGGGCUGCUCCACAGUCUGUACAGCAUGCUGUGGGUUGUGUGUGAGAGACUACCGUAGCCUUUCUGCUCUCUCUGCUUACAUGCGCACACACACGCACACACAGGCACACACCCACGCACACCAGCUAUCUCUCUUACUUGAGAAUGCUAAAGAGCUGAACUGUAUUCUACUGACUCGUACAGUACGUGCAAGUGAAUAAAAACUUGCACAAAUACACUGUCAAUCAUAUACAAUCACACAUACUCUCUUUUCAUAUCUACGGCUUACGGAGAUUAUAGCUAACAUUGUCUUCACUCUUGCACCAGCUGCUUGAAGACAACAAAGUUCAGCUCAGUUUUAAACUCUUGUGACAUUUAUUUUGUUUACCAGGAAUACGGAAUUGGUGGUAGAUUUAAUACACAAACCUGUGGACAAGGCCCCAAUGUGUCCUGAUUACUAUAUAGUGCAUCUAUGCAAGAAAAGAAUGUAAUGACAAAGAAAGUACACACACGCAUGUUUACCUGACUAAGUAUGUGUGUAUAGUAUGAACUUGUAAAUAGGAUUGAUUUGAUGGAAUAUAUUUAGAAACUGUUGUUGGAAAACGGUCCCGACAAACGCCCUUUUUAAAAUAGCCGUUAUUGGAUUCUAUUCUACUUUCCUUUUCAUGUUCUUCUUUCUUCUUGAACAUCUUUUAAUAACAUCUGGAAGAAAAGCUUUGGAAAAAAACGAACGAGAUACGUAUGCUUCACUUACAAAUAUACCAGCUACAUCAUGUAUGUCACCUCCCUGCGCUGUUCUAGGCUUUGAGGUUUCAUACGGACCCCUUUCACCACAAACUUUCAGUCAGAGCCUGUUUGCACAUUGUGGACACACUUUUGUUUGUUUUGUGUGUUUUUGUACGUUGAAUUGCUCAUACAUGCAUGCAAACUCUACAUACGUUAUUAUAGUUUUAACUGGUACAACUGACUGAGAGGGCUUAAUGUGUAGGGUUGUGGGUUAUGAAUGUAUUGAGUUCGAUGAGUGAAAGGGGAGGGUUUCUGUGGGUACAGCAGUGGUUGACAAGUGUUGAGCGAGUACAAGGUUCAUUAAAUGAUUACACAGAUAUUUAUACCGUGUGCCCAUUCGCAGUCUCAUAAUAUCGUUAGGGUCAGUCCUGUUUAAGCUCCAAAAUCCCAUUGUUGUUUUGUUUUUUAAUUGAACUUAAUCAAGUCCAUAAUCAGCAUUCUCAGAUGAAGCUAUAACGUACCUCUUAAAGAUCUGUUCUCAACCUGGACGUGUUUUUAAGAUUUCCCCAGCCAUGCUCUGAAGUCCUGUUCUAAACGAAGAACCUCGUCUCUAGUCAUGUCAUCUAAGCAGUCCACCUGAAUCACUAUCCUGCCUCUGUUGUUGCUCUAUGUACUGUAUGUAUGUUCUUAAUUGGCCUCCAAUGCUCCCACCUCAUGUAGAGGCAUAUCGCAUGUGUAUAAAUGUAUAUAUUUCAAGUCGC